GCAUGUACACGUAUGUCCGACCAUCCCCGUACAUACGGUUUGUUCCUGCUUCUUUUUAAGUGCAACUCGCGCACUUCAUGUACGUUGCCAUCCAUCAAAAGCAGAUAUUACUUGUUGUGUUGUCGUAGAACUAGUGAAAGAAUUUACCGUAACAUUUAUUUACAACAUCAAGAAGACAACCAUGUGACAGCAAAAGCUUGAUAAGACAGUCAUACUUGGAACUACACACUAGAGUGAAUUGAAAUGGCCCUGAAUCAAAGAGUGGAAUGACGUAUGUACUACACACUAUACAGUUUAUCCAGAGCUGUAGUGAAAGCUGUUUGAUUUGAAUUCAUCUUCAGCGAUCGGCCCAAGUAGGAGGGCAAACAACAGUCUCUUCAUUUAACUCUGGAGUUUGGACAACAACACAAUAUUAAUCAACAUGACUGUUAGACCAUUGUACUUGUUGUGAAAAAUCAUACUAUUGUUAUAGUCCUGCUGUUUUCUUUUAGUUGAUUUUUGGGGGCAUUUUUUUCAAAACUUUAAAGUGGCUGCCUGCACUGAAAUAAACAACAAAGGAAAUCUUGCAUGUCCCAUUGAAGAAGUAUACAACAGUAGAUAGCAUUAAUUAUAAUCCCAAUUGGGGGGACCUUAAGAAGUUGUCCCACUCAAUCCUGAACAUGAAGGGUCCUGAGAUUGAUACUCGUUCUAUCCAGUCCGCUACAUCCCAAGCAACCUCAGACUCAGUAAAGCGCAAGAAACAGAGCAGCUUUAUCCCCCGCUUCCUCCAACGUUCAUCCAAACAACGACGAGGAAGUCUACAAGAUGCGGCAAGUCACAGUAGCACGUCUCCAUCCUCUAAAUCACAUCGUCGUGUUGUCUCAAUGCGUAACAACUCACACCUACGAGGAUCUUCAAGUAAGUUUUCUGGCACCAUGGAGUGUCCUUUAUGUCUUAUGGAUCGUCAGAAGGAUCAGUUCCCAGACAUUAUGACAUGUGAACAUCGCUCUUGUAGAGAGUGCCUUCGACAGUACUUAAAGAUUGAAAUCACAGAGAGUAGAGUCAACAUUGCAUGUCCAGAAUGUGCUGAACCGUUACAUCCUAAUGACAUCAAGUUGGUCCUACAGGACGAGAUGUUAAUGAAUAAGUAUGAGGAAUUCACUUUAAGACGUCUCUUGAUGAUGGAUCCUGACUGCAGAUGGUGCCCAGCACCUGAUUGUGGGUUUGCGGUGAUUGCUGCUGGUUGUGCCAACUGUCCACAGUUAGCGUGUCAGAGACCAGGCUGCAGUACAUUCUUCUGUUACCAUUGUAAGCAGAUGUGGCAUCCUGAUCAAACAUGUGAUGCUGCAAGACAACAACGACAGGGACUCGCAAGGAAAUCAUCACGCUCUUACAGCCAGGGUUCUGCAUCAUCUGAUCAGAUCAAGCCAUGUCCACGAUGUACUGCUCUAAUAAUCAAGAUGGAUGAUGGAUCAUGUAAUCAUAUGUCAUGUGCAGUAUGUGGUGCAGAGUUCUGCUGGCUCUGCAUGAAAGAGAUAUCUGAUCUACAUUACCUCAGUCCCUCUGGAUGUACUUUCUGGGGUAAGAAGCCAUGGAGUCGCAAGAAGAAGAUCCUUUGGCAGUUAGGUACAUUAGUUGGUGCUCCAGUGGGUAUAGCACUCAUUGCUGGAAUAGCCAUACCUGCUAUCAUCAUUGGAAUACCAGUCUACGUAGGAAGAAAGGUUCAUGGCAAGUACUCUGGAACAUCAAGACAUCAUCGUAACUUGGCAAUUGCUGGUAGUGUUACCAUGUCUGUACUAGUCUCCCCUGUAAUAGCAGCAUUAACAGUUGGUAUCGGAGUGCCUAUUCUUCUUGCGUAUGUUUAUGGCGUUGUACCAGUGUCUUUAUGUCGUAGUGGAGGAUGUGGUGUAACAACUGGAGAUAAAGGAGGAGUUAGAAUUGACUUUGAAGAUGACAAUGAUGUGGGUGCAAUUACUCCUGGUAAUACAUCAGAGAUAAACCCUGAUGUGAACAGUGCAGUUGUGAAUGCAAGCAUUGGUGAAGCAUCAAUGACUAGAGAGAGUUCUAGUCAUUUAGAGGUUGCUGGAGUCAUAGGUGAUGAUACAGUCAGUGAUAAUGCAAGCACAAGAGCUAUAGCUGGAGCUAGUCUAACUGGUAGCCUGUCUGGUAGUGGUGGUGUUGGACCAUUAGUACUUCACUCUCAUAGGUUGGAUGUUCAUGCAGAGGUUGACCAUAGCAACCAAAGCGCUACUAGCCUUAGCAGUGAAUCAGCUUCCAUUAGUCUAUGCGGUAACUGCAGUGUAGCUGCUGUAGCUGGUACCCUGCAAAUAGACACAGAAAACAACAUUACUUCACUUGGGAAUGACUCUCUGGAAGUACAGCUGGACAUUGAGAGACCUGGUUACAAAUCUAGAUUAAGCAGUGGGAGUAACAGCAGUGCAGAGCACAGCAUACUGACUCACACAUCUAGUGGUCCUACAGGUGUCGUUGGCACUCAAGAGGAAAGACGCAAUGGACCAAGUGAAGAUAUCUGGGAAUUAAAGAGCAGUGUUAGUACCAGCAAUCCAACCAGCGUCAUGCGUAAAACCAAGAAUACAAAGAGUAGAAGUCGUAGUGGCAAGAAGAAUAGCGUCAAAAUCAGCGAUAGAAUCUCUGAAGCACCAUGCAGUAACAUGGAUACAGUCAGCAUCAACGAUUCAAUCAACUCAGAGUUAAGCGCAGUGAUUGCAGAUAGUGAAUGCCCAUCAGAGUGUAGCUGUGAAGGGAACUUCUCUGCCUCUACAUCUCAAAGUGUAGACUUGAAAAGUAAAAGUUGCUCAGAAGAGAUUUUUGAAUCGUCUUCAUCUCAGCUUCAUCAGCUGGGUGAACUGCAACCAGCCGUUUCUUUAACAGAGGUUGAAGUUGAUCGACCUCAGUCCCUACGUCUAGACAGUGAUAGGACUUCUCAUCUUACCACGUUGGAUAGCCCAAGAAGUAUGCCUUCUCUUAAUGUUGGUGUUAGAUCAACAGAUCUAUAAAUGUAUUUGUAGGUUGUAGAUUCAUUCUGGAUCAUGCAAGAGUAAUGCAAAUUACUAUGGCAAUAUGAGACAACUCAACUUGAGAUGAAUCUUGGUGCUUUGUACAAAAUACUGCCCAGUACCUUUAUGAAUCUUUAAAACCUUUCAUCUUAUUAGCAGAGUUUCCCCUGGCUACAAAGCCAAGCCAUGUACUUAAUUGUUUGAUGUAGACCAUUAGGUCUGUAUUAUGGGUAAAACCCAUCUUCAAUUUAAUUUUUCUAGCAGUUCUUUUGAAGUCAAUUUAGUCUUUAUGAAGACAUCCAGACAUUUUCCCUGAGCCGUCAAAGCAUGGAUUCAAAACAUGAUGUAACAUUACCCCGGCAAAACCCUGAAAAACACCUCUUCCAUGUUAAAAGUUAGCAAAGUGCCUUUAUCAUUUGAAUGAUGUAGAAGGAUCAAUCCGUAGAGAUGCUAACUUUGCUAAGCAUCUUUUGGCAUGUAUUUUGUAUCCGAGGGGUAAUGCUGCUAAUAGUCGCUAAGUACUCGGUUCCUGCUACUGUACCUUUUACUAUUAUGAGUGUCACAAAGUAGAACAAACUUGUAUAGGUUUAACAACAAUAAUCAAAUGUUAAUUUCUUUAAAUGAAUUAUAAUUUUGUAUAUUUUUUUGUUUUUAUAGUAAAAGUGACAGUAUAUUUAUCAUUGUAAAUGUUGUAUAAAUUAAUUGUUGUAGACCUAACUCAUGCAGCGGCCAUCUUGUGAAUCUCUCAUUCAUGUCAUACAGAGGCUGGAACAGAAAAGUAGUCCAAGUAAUGACACUCAGAACUAUAAUUGUCACUUGGUGUACAGGGAACAAGGCCAUGAUGGUCACACCAUGGUGUAGCCAUUUUGUAAUAUUCUCUCAUUUCAAUCAAUGGCUGUUUUGGAAACUAUGGCUUAAGCUAUGGCUUUGGCUCUGGCUUAGACACCAGACAUGGCCCAAUUUCACAGCUCUGCUUACGACUGAAUGCCAUGCUUACUAUCACCAUUUAUCGCUUAUUGUGCAAGUGCCAAAUUUCUGUGCUAUCCGUGUAAGCAAAGAAUGUCUAGUAAUGUGGAGUAUGCUCGUGCACUUGUAAGCAAAAAUUCCCUGCUAACCCGCGAAAUUCGUUUGACGUAAGCGCUGAGUUUCCUGCUUCUGUAAGAGCCGAUUCUUUGCUUACGUCAAACAGAGCCAUGAAAUUGGGCCUAGGUUUGAGUAAGGAGCCCAAGUUUAAUGAAACUGUGGUUUUGAUAAGGGCCAUUGUAACCAGAAUGAGGCUGGGAGGCAUUAUAGUCUGGUGUCCCAUUGCAGUACAAUGAUAUUUUGUAUUCAUUGUUGCUAGUGAACGCAGGGAACAUGACAAAGAAGUUAGCAGUGUGUAAAGUUACUUUUGUAAAUAUCGUCUUUAUAAAGAAAAGGUACAGCAACUCAACAACCGAGUUACAAAAUAACUCAUGUUAAAUCUGCCGGUCAGCAUGACUUACUGCUACAAAUAUCAACCAUCCUGAGAUUAACAUUCCGUCCAAAACAUUUCCAUUUUGUUUGGAAAAUGAUUGAUAUUUUUUCUCUGGAAACCUUCUGUUAGUUAGAGUUUCUACUGGAUGGAACAACGAGUGACUAGGACAGACUUUGUUUGAAGUGUUGACUCUUGUUGUACCUUCUCCUUAUUAUAAGACAUCAAGUGUACUAUUUAAAUACAAACUCAAUUGACUUCCUCAUUACCUUAUCCCACAAGAAAGUCUUGUGCCUUGACUUAUUACUGUACAAAUAAAUAAAACUUGACCCAUAGGUUGGCAACUAAUUGAAUGUUAAUUUACUGAGGCUUUUUCCAAACAGGCUCCGCUCUGGGCUUCAUUUGAUGUUGCAAACACUGUGUGCAAAAUGUACACUGUUCCAUAAUUGAUGAGGGAGCCCAAAACCAGAGCUUAAGCCCAAACUGGAGCUCGAGUCGAGGUUUGAAAAAGCCCAGCAUUUGUGAUUGUUAGUGUACGUGUUGGUGUUAUUGUCUCCGUACAUAUCUUUAUACAAUGUAUUUGUGCAUGAACAGUUUUCUAGUGUCCAUUGCUGGCUCAAUGCAAUGUGUAUUUUUAUAUCAGGAUAAUGCCAAAUAUAGUAGGUACUUUUUCAGGAUUUGCUUGAGCUGUGACCCAACCCAAAUGCAUCGAAUUCUAAUUGAAGGUGUGGCUUGCAUUGGUUUGAUCGUAAACCUUGACAAAUUGUCUUCUGAGUGGACAGGUUUGCAGGCCUUGAACGUGGCUCAUUGUCUUCUGAGUGGACAGUUUUGCAGGCCUUGAACGUGGCUCAUUGUCUUCUGAGUGGACAGGUUUGCAGGCCUUGAACGUGGCUCAUUGUCUUCUGAGUGGACAGGUUUGCAGGCCUUGAACGUGGCUCAUUGUCUUCUGAGUGGACAGGUUUGCAGGCCUUGAACGUGGCUCAUUGUCUUCUGAGUGGACAGGUUUGCAGGCCUUGAACGUGGCUCUUGGAGGGGCAUAGCAAUUUCCCUCUGGUCAGGGGCACCUGUAUGAGGUAGUUAUAACUUUGUAUUGGAACCUUGCACAGGGCAACAAAGCAAAAGGACUUUGUAUUGGAACCUUGCACAGGGCAACAAAGC
Messenger RNA from Asterias rubens (European starfish), 5607 nucleotides. RefSeq names its product E3 ubiquitin-protein ligase RNF19A-like. Bases 660 to 2996 code for a protein of 778 amino acids. Gene Ontology annotation, cellular component: ubiquitin ligase complex; cytoplasm. The transcript has 10 exons. Gene Ontology annotation, biological process: protein polyubiquitination; positive regulation of proteasomal ubiquitin-dependent protein catabolic process; ubiquitin-dependent protein catabolic process. Lineage: Eukaryota; Metazoa; Echinodermata; Asteroidea; Forcipulatida; Asteriidae. Gene Ontology annotation, molecular function: ubiquitin protein ligase activity; zinc ion binding; ubiquitin conjugating enzyme binding. The record is from RefSeq and is a predicted model, not a curated record.